UCUGGAGCGAAUUGUGUCGAAAUCGAGACAUCCUGGGACUGUGGGGUUUCUCGUCAUUCUCUCAGGGAUGUCCAUGUCUCCAAUAUUUCAGACCGAGGUAUUCACGAUAGCUCACUAGAUUCGGCAAAUUCUAGAGUAAGGGAUGGUCUACUGGAGCAUAUACAUAGUAUUAAGUCCCCUGCUCGUUUUCGAUCUUGCUCGCUUCAUCUCUACACCCUCUCAAUCCGACGAGACAAUGUGGUCAGAAACGGUCGACCCCAACGCGAGAGCCAUCAAGCCCGAGGGCUUCGCGCUGACCGUGCUGAUACUUUCAUUCGUUUUUCUCGGGAUUUCACUAUUGGCAGUGGGAUUAAGAAGCUGGAUCCGGUUAUCGAAACGCAUUUUUGGCAUAGACGAUGCGUUCCUGGCCACUGGAACUGUUCUAUACGUGGUUGUCGUCGGACUGUCUUCUUAUGGCCACUUUGUUGGUCUAGGUUGGAAAGAGGAACACCUGAACGAGUGGCAAUGGGAGAACGGGAUGAAGUACUACAUCAUCUGGAUUCUGGUGUACGUCGUGGCACUAGGGUUCGUGAAGUCAUCCGUCUGCCUUACAAUUCUGCGCAUCGCAACGACAAAGAAGCCGUUGCGCCGUACAGUGUGGCUGCUUCUUGGUGUCACGUGGUGCUCUUUCUUGAUCACUUUCAUCGGCACUUUGUUUUAUUGCCAGCCUGUGAGGGCAGUCUGGUCACCGAAGUUGGUCUUGAAUGGAGGAGGCCACUGCGCUCCAACCGAAACGUUUAUUGUCAUCGCGCAUACGGCAACAGUCUCUACCAUUCUGACGGAUUUGGCGUUGGUGGUAGUUCCUGGGGUACUCUUGUGGGAAACACAAAUGAAACGUCAAGCAAAGCUCCAGGCUUGGGCAUUAUUGUCAUUCGCUUCCGUAGCAUCCAUCAUCACCAUACUCAGAAUCCCGUAUAUCAACAAAUUCCGACAGCAACAGGACUUGCAAUUCUGGGUCUCCCACAUCGUUCUCUGCUCCAACAUCGAAACCGGUAUCGGAUGCAUCGCCUCCUCUCUCCCUUCCUUGCGCCAUUUCACCGAACGCGACACAAGCAACACCACUCAUGGGUACAGCAACAUGCGUCGCGGACGCAUGGGCUUCUUCUCUGUUGGAAACAGGCAAGGCACUACCGGCAAAAGCCGAAACCCGGUCGGAACGGGUAUUUCUUUGAGCACGAUACAGGCUCAAUCGAGCGACCAUUGGGACCGUAUACGAGGGGAUGGCGACUCUGAUCGGAGUACCAAGGCCAUAAACGAUCAUGAGAUAUUCACACACAAGACGUAUACCAUCGAGUAUCACAACAAGUCACAAACGCAGCCUCAGGAGUUUUAGAACAUGCAGUGCGUGCAGGCAACUGGCCUCAGUGGUGUAGGAAUUGUAGAGAUGUAUCGGUAGUAAUAGGGAUCACAAAAUGAUAUGAUGGGUUUGAGUAUGUAAUAUAUGGUUGGCGUCAUGUAAUGGAGGGAGAACGGAGGCCUAUAAUGAAGAAAACGUCGUCGGUCACAAAUCAAUCGCGCAUACGGGAAUU
Messenger RNA from Periconia digitata, 1568 nucleotides. The record is from the annotation of a GenBank genome assembly. NCBI's taxonomy places the organism in Eukaryota, Fungi, Ascomycota, Dothideomycetes, Pleosporales, Periconiaceae.